Messenger RNA from Scomber scombrus (Atlantic mackerel), 1032 nucleotides. It is a transcript of the gene rnf4, whose product is annotated as ring finger protein 4. The coding region runs from base 101 to 745 and encodes 214 amino acids. The transcript is spliced from 7 exons. The record is from RefSeq and is a predicted model, not a curated record. Gene Ontology annotation, biological process: positive regulation of transcription by RNA polymerase II. NCBI's taxonomy places the organism in Eukaryota, Metazoa, Chordata, Actinopteri, Scombriformes, Scombridae. Gene Ontology annotation, molecular function: zinc ion binding; transcription factor binding.
CACAGGAAGCAGCAGCAGCGGAGCUAACAGCUAGCAGCUAAUAGUUAGCAUAGUAACGGUUAGUAAAUGUUAACUUUAAUAUUAGAUCUAAACUUUUAGCAUGAUGCUAACAUGUUCCUGUGUUUCAGCUUCCGGUCUGACGUCAGACAUGAACGCGUCUCAGAGGAAGAGGAGGACAACAGGAAGUCCUCCAGGAUCCAGGUCUAAGAGCCGAGCAGCUAGCAGGAAUGCUAAUGCUAGUAGAGAGUCUGAUGUGGACCAGAACCAGAACCAGAACCAGGACCAGAACCAGGAGCAGGAGCAGACAGAGACCAUCAGCGUGCUGGACCAGAGUGUGGAGGACGUGGUGGAUCUGACCUGUGAGGAAGCUGCUGUUGUUGACCUGACGCACAGCGACUCAGUGCUGCUGGUGGAAGAAGGUCCUCAGAACAGGAGAACCGCCACAGGUGAGAGUUACGUUGUCAGCAGUGAUGAAGAUGAAGCCACGCCCCCUACCCUCAACGCCACCACGUUGUCUUCUAUACAGGCCAACAGUGCUACCAGGUUGACUUCAGGAGUGAUUAGCUGUCCCAUCUGUAUGGACUCGUAUUCUGAGAUAGUCGAGAGCGGCCGAUUGGUGGUUUCCAGUAAAUGUGGACACGUGUUCUGCAGCCAGUGUCUGAGAGACGCUCUGAAGUCAUCUCACACCUGUCCUACCUGCAGGAAGAAGCUGACCUCCAGACAGUACCACCCCCUCUACAUCUGACAUCACUCUGACAUCACUCUGACAUCACUCUGACAUCAUCACACACCAGAGCUGCAGUCAUUGUAAAGGACAGCUGGAUGUUGUCAUGAAGACAUGAAGACAUGAAGACAUGGGGGGGGGGGCAGACCUGCAGAAGAAGCUGCUGGGAUUUAUUUUCAGUGACAGUUUUUAUUUAAUAACUAGGAAUUGAUUUCUUGAUUUAUUGAUUUCUUGAUUUCUUGAUUUAUUGAUUAUAUAUUUUAUAUGUUGUUGAUCUUUUCAUGUGUUUAAGUUCAAAUAAAUUCUGA